AUGAUGCCCAUUCACCAGUCCAUCGAGGGCCAGCCUUCUCACAUGGGCCCUGGACUAAGCCCUCCUGCCGCCACUGCCGGCGAGAAUGGUGAGCGCCAGCAGAAACCCAAGACCCUGCCCUGCAAGUACUGCAGCAAGCGUUUUAGGCGUGUGGAGCAUGUUCAAAGGCACGAGCGCACUCACACCAAGGAGAAACCCUUCUCCUGCGGUUGGGCUCGUUGCGGGAAGACAUUCGGACGCCGGUGA
Verticillium alfalfae VaMs.102 is the source of this 246-nucleotide messenger RNA. RefSeq lists its product as hypothetical. The transcript is spliced from 2 exons. Gene Ontology annotation, cellular component: chromatin. The record is from RefSeq and is a predicted model, not a curated record. Bases 1 to 246 code for a protein of 81 amino acids. Gene Ontology annotation, molecular function: RNA polymerase II cis-regulatory region sequence-specific DNA binding; DNA-binding transcription factor activity, RNA polymerase II-specific. NCBI's taxonomy places the organism in Eukaryota, Fungi, Ascomycota, Sordariomycetes, Glomerellales, Plectosphaerellaceae. Gene Ontology annotation, biological process: regulation of transcription by RNA polymerase II.